AUGGGGAGGCUAGUGGUUGCCCCCGUCGAUCUAACUCGCCCAAAGCUCCGUAUUCUCGAUAGUGGGACUGCUGAUGGUCGGUGGCUUCUGGAUUUGCAUGCUUCAUUGCCGUUCACAUUAGGACACCAGUAUAUCGGAAUCGACUCCCUCAGCAAGCUGUUCUCGACCAAUCUCCCAACCCAGAUAACUUUGAAAGAACAGCGAAUUGAUGCUACCUGGCCAAUAGAAUGGCAGGGUAGCUUUGACUACGUUCAUCAACGCUUGGUGCUACCAGGAUCGGAGUAUAUUACUCAUCAGGAAACCGUGACAAACCUGUGCCAGCUGGUCAAGCCGGAUGGAUGGAUUGAACUUAUUGAACAGGAUCAUGACACCCCCAAUCCGGGUGGGAUGGUAAAAGCCGAGCAGUUAAUCCGGGACAUAUUUACCCACGCUGGCUGUGGCUAUGACUAUCCCCACAAACUGCGCGAAUACUUGAAGAAUGCUGGAAUGGAGGACGUUAACAUUGAGAUCUUUGAGGUUCCAAUCGGCGUACUUAUUCCUGACCCCGAACUGGCUGCCAAGAGCAUCUGGCAGGUCCGCUCCGCUCUUGAGGGGUUCAUGCCGACUGCCAGAGAGAUUUUAAGGAAAUACAACACUUUGAAUAAUGCUGACCAGGAACACAGGAAUUAA
Penicillium vulpinum is the source of this 669-nucleotide messenger RNA. RefSeq lists its product as uncharacterized. Lineage: Eukaryota; Fungi; Ascomycota; Eurotiomycetes; Eurotiales; Aspergillaceae. The transcript has 2 exons. The record is from RefSeq and is a predicted model, not a curated record. The coding region runs from base 1 to 669 and encodes 222 amino acids.